UGAUGAUCCAUACAUGACCGCCUAUAGGUUUGAGGCCCCCUUUCCAACAUGUCACACUGCUCUUUCCCCUCGUUCAGCGUCUCUAUCUCAACAAGUCACGAUCCAGUCAGCAUUGGAUGACAAAUUCAAAAUCGGCGACCUCUCAACUUGCGCUUUGGAGUGUUGUACGAAAACUUGGAAUCAGAUCUUUGGAAGCUUUUCGGAAUACCGACGCUAAUUCCGAAAAUCGGGUGGCCCCCUCCAGCUACUUAUUACAGCCGUGGCCGACUUCGAUUCCUCCCGCUAGUGAGAUUCACAACACCAAAAACAUCCCAGAAACCAUUCGAAACCUCAAGAGCGGGGCACUGUCGGUCGGGUCUGUUCGAGCACCUGUUGGUCCUCUCUCUUCUCUUUAUCUCUUGCUAAGCUCAGUACAGUAAAUAUCAUUCCGUUCCCCGCCUCCACCAAAGCUCAAAAUACUUUAUCAAACCUCUUUCCUUUUUCUUCAACGAAGAUUUCUCUCAACAAAGUAUAGCUGUACCGUCCGGUGUUGAAAGCAACUCCUUAUUCUGCUCGACAUCUACUGCGGAAAAUGGGCGACUGCUGCAAGACCGGUUUCCGCUGGACGGGCAAUCCUGAAGGCAAAGAGACCAAGAUCGCAGGUCUCGACACCUAUGUGUCUGGUUCGAACAAGGAUGCCGCCAUCCUCAUUGUCCACGACAUCUUUGGCUGGACAUUGACCAACCUUCGCGUGUUGGCGGACCACUAUGCCAAAGAGGCCGAUGCCACGGUGUAUCUGGUCGAUUUCUUCGGCGGUGAGAUCGUACCUCCAGAGAAUUUGGAAGAUCCUGAAAAGGCAAAGCACUUUGACGUCGGAGCCUUCCUCGGUCGCCACGGCAAGGACAAGAGAGGACCAGAGAUCUUUGCGGCGGCAAAGGCACUCAAGAACGAACUUGGUUAUAAGAAGGUUGGGGCUAUUGGGUUUUGCUAUGGAGGUUGGGCUGUCUUCCAACUCGGCGCCAAGGGCAACAACCUGGUAGACUGCAUCUCCACCGCUCACCCGUCGUUUCUCUUGACCUCCGAGAUCGACGCCGUGUCCGUGCCGGUCCAGAUCUUGUCCCCAGAGAAUGAUCCUCUGUACACCGAGGAUCUCAAGGCGUACUCGAACAAGGUCAUCCCGACGCUGGGCAUCGAGUACGACUACCAGUACUUUCCCGGCUUGGCCCACGGUUUCGCCACGAGGGGAGACCCUAACAACGACGUCCAGAAGAAGGGACUGGAGCGUGCCAAGAACGCCGUGGUUUACUGGUUCGCCCAACACUUGCAUUGAAGUGGACACUUGGAUGCGUGUGAGAAUGAAGGCAUCAUGUCUCGCGAUGCGGGCAGGGAAAAAGUAGAUUAGAAAUGGUAUAUAGUUCUGCACAGGAGGUACAUGGUACAUGAUCACAAUCCUCAUGAGUACCCUA
Exophiala oligosperma is the source of this 1445-nucleotide messenger RNA. RefSeq lists its product as uncharacterized. The transcript is spliced from 3 exons. Bases 572 to 1309 code for a protein of 245 amino acids. NCBI's taxonomy places the organism in Eukaryota, Fungi, Ascomycota, Eurotiomycetes, Chaetothyriales, Herpotrichiellaceae. The record is from RefSeq and is a predicted model, not a curated record. Gene Ontology annotation, molecular function: hydrolase activity.